Sceloporus undulatus (fence lizard) is the source of this 947-nucleotide messenger RNA. RefSeq names its product alpha-aspartyl dipeptidase-like. The record is from RefSeq and is a predicted model, not a curated record. The coding region runs from base 1 to 717 and encodes 238 amino acids. The transcript has 7 exons. Gene Ontology annotation, molecular function: serine-type peptidase activity. Lineage: Eukaryota; Metazoa; Chordata; Lepidosauria; Squamata; Phrynosomatidae. Gene Ontology annotation, biological process: proteolysis.
AUGCUUUACCAGUUCCACAAAUGCAGCAAGUCUCAUGCUCAAGGUUUCAUUACAGCACUUCACUACUUGCCAGAGGAUAUUUAUUCUGGUCUUCAGAUCGUUUUCAAGUUCCCUGACAGUGCACCACUUCAUUUAUUGAUUCAUCUUGAGCCUUUUGUCUUUUCCGUAGGCUAUAAGCUAGACAGUAUCCAUGAGUCCCUUGAUCCAGGAGAAUCUGUAAGAAAAGCUGAAGCAAUAUUCAUUGGUGGCGGCAACACCUUUCGUCUCUUGAAAGCUCUUUACGACAAUGGCCUGAUACAGCCAGUCAGGAAAAGAGUUCUGGAGGAUGGGAUCCCAUACAUUGGAUCCAGUGCAGGAACCAAUGUAGCAACAAUCAGCAUCAACACAACCAAUGACAUGCCAAUUGUGUACCCCCCUUCUUUUUUGGCCCUUGGACUCGUUCCUUUUAACAUCAAUCCACACUACUUGGAUCCAGAUGUUAACAGCACCCACAUGGGGGAAACUCGUGAGAAGAGGAUUCAGCAGUACCAUGAAGAACCAAACACACCACCAGUAUUAGGUUUACGUGAAGGAUCACUCUUGCUUGUGGAAGGAGAGAAAGCAACAUUGCAAGGAAAAACGGGGGCUCGGCUGUUUGUGAGAGGAAGCACUCCAACAGAACAUGAGCCUGGAACAGAUUUCAGUUUUCUAUUGACUGAAGGCCCUGAGAAGUUGUGAUGUUUUUUGAAGCAAAUCCUGACAGCAAUAAUCCAAGCAAGGUCCUGUGCAGCAGAGAAAGCAACGUGAAUCCACAAACUCAGGUGUCCAGUACCUACUGUUACCCCAGAACUGGUUCCACAGCUGAGCUGUAGUUUCCCACAGCAGAGGUCAACUCUCUGUCAUGGGUAAGAUACUGACCUGAAUCAGCUCUCAGAAAGACAUAGUAAUAAAGAACUGCUGUGAGAGCA